Dovyalis caffra is the source of this 954-nucleotide messenger RNA. The record is from the annotation of a GenBank genome assembly. NCBI's taxonomy places the organism in Eukaryota, Viridiplantae, Streptophyta, Magnoliopsida, Malpighiales, Salicaceae.
AUGGCUUCUACCUUCUUCAGGAGACUAGCUAACGCCCCUCCAAUUUCAUUUGGAAGUCAGCCCAAGUCCGCUUUUGGAGCAAUCGCUGCAGUUACUGGUGGAAUUUCUUAUUUGUACUAUUACUCCUCUCCAAGUUUGGCUCAUUUAGAAGAAUUGAAAGUAGAAGGCAGUCCAAAAGUUGCUCUCAAUCCAGAUAAAUGGAUUGAAUUUAAGCUGCAAGACACUGCCAGAGUUAGCCAUAAUGCUCAUUUAUUCAGGUUUUCAUUUGAUCCUGCUGCAAAGUUGGGUUUAGAUAUUGCUUCAUGCAUUAUUACAAGGGCUCCAUUAGGACAAGAUGCUGAAGGAAAACCAAAAUAUGUUGUACGCCCGUAUACUCCUAUAUCAGACCCAGAUUCUAAGGGAUAUUUUGAUUUAUUAAUCAAGGUGUAUCCUGAAGGAAAAAUGAGUCAGCAUUUUGCUACCUUAAAACCUGGAGACGUUGUUGAAGUGAAAGGGCCCAUCGAAAAGCUCAGAUAUUCUCCCAAUAUGAAGAAGCACAUUGGCAUGAUUGCAGGUGGCACUGGCAUUACUCCAAUGCUUCAAGUAAUUGAGGCUAUACUGAAGAAUCCCGAUGACAACACUCAGGUAUCGUUGCUUUAUGGCAAUGUCUCCCCCGAUGACAUACUUCUUAAACAGAAGCUUGACUUUCUUGCUGCUAGCCAUCCAAAUUUAAAGAUAUUCUACACUGUAGACAAUCCAUCGAAGAACUGGAAAGGAGGUUCAGGUUACAUUUCAAAAGAUAUGGUUGUGAAAGGCUUACCUCGUCCGAGUGAUGAUACACUUGUCCUGGUGUGCGGACCUCCUGGGAUGAUGAAACAUAUAUCGGGUGAUAAGGCUGCAGAUCGUUCACAGGGAGAGCUCACUGGCCUACUAAAGGAAGUUGGAUACACAGAGGAAAUGGUUUACAAAUUUUAA